AAAGCAUCCCCCCAAGCAGGCAUCCAGAACUCUCCAGCCAGUCUUCCUCCUCCUCCUCCAUUGAUAAAACCCCAAUUUAGGCCUCGCGCAAUCUCCAAAACCUCGCAUAAACCCCUCCACAAAACCAAGCAGUUUCUCAAUUUCUUUGCCAAGAACGAAAAAACCCAGGAAGAAAGGAUGUUCUUCUUCUUCGUGGGAGGGCUGGAGCAGCAGGCGAGGCGGGUGCUGAAAUCGGGCGCGGGGCGGUGCAUAGCGUGCGGGUCGAGGGCCGAUCUCGUCGACUACGACAAGGUGCUGAAGGUCUUCUUCGUCCCCGUCUGGCGCUGGCCGGGGAAGGCCCCCCUCAUGCACUGCGGCAACUGCAACCUCUUCUUCCCCCCCUCCGCGUCCCUCCCUCUCCCGCCGCCGAGGAUGAAGGCGGAGCCCCACGUCUUGCGGUGCGGCUCCUGCGAUCGGGCCGUCGAUCCCGAGUUCAGCUUCUGCCCCUUCUGCGGCGCGGCUCUGUGAUCCGUCUUUUUCUUAGCCCACGUUUCAGUUCUCAGGAUGGCGCGAGUAUACAUGUAUAUCUUGGUUAGCAGUUUCAGUUUCUUUAUUUUCUUUCUUUUUUUUGGUGGAGUUUAGAGAUGCUGUUUGACCAGGUCGCUCAGUUCACAUAUUUUAGUGGACAAAGAAAUUCAUUCGAGCAAUUUAAGGAUCCACGCCUCUUCAUAUUC
Molecule: messenger RNA, 713 nt
Organism: Eucalyptus grandis
Lineage: Eukaryota; Viridiplantae; Streptophyta; Magnoliopsida; Myrtales; Myrtaceae
Exons: 1
Coding region: 178-507 (109 amino acids)
Source: RefSeq, a predicted model, not a curated record